AUGCGCUUUUUACAGAGAAGCUUACGCCCCGUUUACGCGCCCUUGCUACACCCAAAGCAUACGGCCCGGAUACAACUUUCUAACGCGACACCACUGCCAGCAUGGACGCGCUCAUUCCAUGCAUCUGCGAGCUGGAGGGCGCUCGACCUCGCGUACCGGCUUCAUGAUCACAACGGGGAUGCGAAGGGAGAUCCGAUUGUGAUAAUUCACGGGCUAUUUGGCAGCAAGAGAAACAACCAGAGCGUCGCAAAUGCUUUCGCGCGCAUCCUCAGUCGGCCUGUAUACGCAAUCGACACCCGAAACCACGGCGAGUCCCCGCACGACACAACCCACAACUACACGGCGCUUGCCGACGACGUAGAAGCCUUCCUGAAAAAGCACGAUCUCAAGAAUGCGACGCUGAUAGGGCACUCUAUGGGCGCAAAAACAGUCAUGACAUUGGCACUCAGAAAUCCGGACUCUUGCGCGAAUAUCAUUCCCGUAGACAAUGCACCCGUCGACGCAGCCCUAUCAAGCGACUUCCCCAAGUAUGCCGAAGGCAUGAAGCGCGUCGAGCAAGCGAAGCCAAAGAGCCAGAAGGAAGCCGAUAAGAUCUUGGAGCCGUAUGCAAAAGAUCUACCGGUCCGCCAGUUCCUCCUCACGAAUCUCGGGAGGCCCGAACCAUCCGCUCCUCUCAAGUUCCGUAUCCCCAUACAGACACUAGCCAGGUCGCUCGAUGAUAUGGCCGACUUUCCCUUCACCAAUCCAGACGAGGUCCGUUUUAGCAAACGCGCGCUGUUCAUACGGGGCACGAAGAGUCCUUAUGUGAGCGAUGAGACCCUGCCGAUUAUUGGUCGCUUCUUUCCCAGGUUUGAGCUGGUGGAUAUUGACUCGGGUCAUUGGGUUAUUAGCGAGAAACCUGAGGAAUUCAUCAAGGCUGUUGUGAACUUUCUCCAAGAGAAGGAGUAG
Molecule: messenger RNA, 948 nt
Organism: Cucurbitaria berberidis CBS 394.84
Lineage: Eukaryota; Fungi; Ascomycota; Dothideomycetes; Pleosporales; Cucurbitariaceae
Product: alpha/beta-hydrolase
Exons: 3
Coding region: 1-948 (315 amino acids)
Cellular component (GO): mitochondrion
Source: RefSeq, a predicted model, not a curated record